Impatiens glandulifera is the source of this 3001-nucleotide messenger RNA. RefSeq names its product histidine--tRNA ligase, cytoplasmic-like. The record is from RefSeq and is a predicted model, not a curated record. Gene Ontology annotation, molecular function: ATP binding; histidine-tRNA ligase activity. NCBI's taxonomy places the organism in Eukaryota, Viridiplantae, Streptophyta, Magnoliopsida, Ericales, Balsaminaceae. Gene Ontology annotation, cellular component: mitochondrion. Bases 167 to 2803 code for a protein of 878 amino acids. The transcript is spliced from 8 exons. Gene Ontology annotation, biological process: mitochondrial translation; histidyl-tRNA aminoacylation.
AGACCUAAGCCUUUUUCUUGUUGCUGUUCUUCACUCUUCAGACCAUAUCCACGGCUGUCGGCGCCACUCGUAGGCGUUAGCACAGUUCAACCUCCGGCUCCAGGGCAUUUUUUCCAUAAAAGAAAGAAACUGGUUCUAGGGCAGCCCAAACCUCAGGCAAGCACUGAUGGCAGUGGUUGAAGGUCUAGCUCCACUGGUAAUAGUGGGAGGUAAAGGCUCUUCUCUCACCUCGGCAUCAGUCUUUGCUGUCUCCAAUGGCCUCGCCCAGGUCCAAAUUGAUUCAUCAGCCCUCGAAAGGCUUUCUGAUCGUGGCCAGCUUCCACAGGCCAAGUUCAGGUUUUCCCUUCCUGACUAUCUAACUCUUGAAGAAACCCGUGCAUCUUUCUUAUUUCUAUUGAACAAGCUUGUCCUCUCGGGUGCCAAUGGUUGUAUUCGUCCUUACCUCCCGGAGCUGAUUGUUGAUUCUCUGAAUAAGUCGUCGUUUUCUCAACUUCUCGAGGAAGAUUCAAAGGAUGUUACAGCAUUAGAGCUCGUUGCUCUUGAGAAAUCGUUGUUCUCUCUUUACGGUUUAUGCGCCCUUCUUGACCACCAGUCUUCGACAUUGUUGACUAUUGCCGAUGCAACUGCUGCCCUUUCUUGUGAGGCAUCAGGUGCAAACACUUCAAUUUUCAGUAACUUAGACUCCGGUGAUGCGUCCUCAGUUAACAAAGACGAAGUUGGGGUGGCCAAUGAUCUUAAAAUCUUUCUGAAUGGGUCUAAGCUGUUGGGUAAGCAUCAAUAUGAUGUGGUUUCAGAAAUACCUGAGGUUCACGGUACGUUUAGGACGAUCAUUAGAUUUGUGCAUUCAAUGAUUCGUGUAGAAUUGAACUCUCCUGUCUUCAAAGGAGGCAAGGCAAUGGUGGCUGCUUUUUCACCCUUAGCCCAGUCCCUAUUGCAUUUGGGUAUGGGAAGCUGGAAUCGUGCUAAAAUCAAUAUAGAUGUAAUGGCUAAUGCUGAUUUUAAGUUAACUUUGACGCAUUUGUUUGAGAAGGAUUGCCCUGAGAUUGAUAGUUUGAGGAAUUCUCUUGUGCUGUCCUCCAAAGCUGGAUUAGAAGAGGACUAUGUUAAAUUUUUCCAUGAGUUGGGCACUUUGUUACAGAUGGUGAAAACAACAGUUUCAUGGGAAACAACAACGGCUUUUCUUGUGCUCGAGGGUAAUGAAUUGACACAGAAAUCUCCAAGUGCUGGAACAGAUGUAAAUGGAGGAAAAGUGAAAGCUGAGAAGAGAGGUGACAAGAAGAAGAAGGUUCUUGGGAAAGGAACUACUGCGUUGGUGCAGUUUCUUAAGGAAAGUAUCCUUGAUGUUGUAGAUGAGACAGCUAGCCCUUUGCUUGUAUUGGAGAAGUUGGUUAAAUCUCUCAUUUCACUGUUCGACCCAAAAGAUUCUGGAUUUUACAGUGUUUUGAAGAAACUGAAGGAAAUUGUGGAAUGUAAUGAGACCAGAAGACUUCCUAAGCUCCCUAAGGGGACACGUGACUUUGCAAAAGAACAGAUGGCAAUUCGUGAGAAAGCAUUCUCAGUUAUAGUGGAUGUUUUCAAGAGGCAUGGUGCCACAUCACUUGAUACUCCUGCCUUUGAAUUGAGAGAAACUCUAAUGGGGAAGUAUGGAGAGGAUUCAAAGUUGGUUUAUGACCUUGCUGACCAGGGUGGAGAACUUUGUUCUUUGAGGUAUGACUUAACAGUACCGUUUGCUAGAUAUGUUGCCAUGAAUGGUAUUACAUCAUUUAAACGAUACCAGAUAGCGAAAGUUUACAGAAGGGAUAAUCCAUCCAAGGGUAGAUAUCGCGAAUUCUAUCAGUGCGAUUUUGACAUUGCUGGUCAAUAUGAAACAAUGGGUCCAGACUUUGAAGUUAUAAAAGUAAUGACUGAACUUCUGGAUGACCUAAAUAUAGGAGAGUAUGAGAUAAAGUUGAAUCAUCGUAAGUUGCUAGAUGGCAUGCUGGACAUAUGUGGGGUUCCUCAAGGAAAAUUCAGGACUAUUUGUUCAAGUAUUGACAAGUUAGAUAAGCAGACUUUUCUGCAGAUAAAGAAAGAAAUGGUGGAAGAGAAGGGCUUAACUGAUGAGACUGCUGACAUGAUUGGCACUUUUGUAAAGGAAAGGGGGUCCCCUUUGGAACUCUUAUCUAAACUUAAACAGGAAAGCAGCAAGUUUAUGGAACAUGAAGGAUCUCGUGUUGCAUUGAACGAAUUGGAGAUCUUGUUUAAAGCACUGGACAAGUCAAAGUGCAUUAACAAGGUAGUUUUCGAUUUGAGUCUUGCUAGAGGCCUCGACUAUUACACUGGGGUCAUAUUUGAAGCUGUUUUUAAAGGAGAGACACAGGUUGGAUCAAUUGCUGCUGGUGGACGAUAUGAUAAUCUGAUAGGGAUGUUUGGUAACAAACAGGUUCCUGCUGUUGGCAUCAGCCUAGGAAUUGAGCGAGUUUUUACCAUAAUGGAGCAGCUCCAGAAAGACCAAAACCAGACAACACGAGCUACUGAAACUCAGGUCCUUGUUUCUAUAAUUGGGGAUGAUUUAUCACUUGCGGCAGAAAUAACUAGUGAAUUGUGGGGUGCAAGAAUAAAAGCAGAGUAUCUGGUGAAUAAACGAGUAACGAAGCACUUUGAUAAAGCAAAGGAUUCGAAGAUCCCUUGGAUGGUGAUAGUGGGAGAACGUGAAAUUACAGAAGGAGUUGUCAAGUUGAAAGACAUUGAGGCCGCUAAAGAAGAUGUUAUCCCCAGAAGUAAACUCGUCGAAGAGCUUUCCAAACGAUUGAACAUUGUUUAAUCGCAGUUUUCCAGAUUUUGCAAAUUAAAGGUUUCUAGUUUGGUUUACCUUACAAAGAAUAUUGUAACACACUUGAAUGUGUAUUUAACAUGGUUUGUUGAAUUACUUAAUUGUAAUUUCUUCCCUAUAUAAGGGGUGGCUAAAGAUUGAACAAAUUUGUUGUUUUCUUAGAGAAAGGAAACUAUUACUAUUAUCCCC